CUGAAGUGUAGUCAGAUAGAUAGAUAGAUAGAUAGAUAGAUAGAUAGAUAGAUAGAUAGAUAGAUAGAUAGAUAGAUAGAUAGAUUCCAAUUAGUCAUUACACGUCAACCACAGUGUAUGAAGAUGCCAUCCGGUGAUGGGAAGAGUGACAUGGAGCGUCUGGGUAUCUUUAAAGAGAUGAGCUACAUCUCUGUAGGAGACAAGUACACUCCACCCACCAUCCGUCCGUGUAAUGAGUCAGCGUAUCGUAGCCGCCAGAUGCAGGCGGGUGUCGCUAAACAACGAUGUGCUCUGCAGAACGGCUUCUUCGACAAGUCCUUUAAACGGAUAUUUGAACGUGAAGCGCUGAGUGACCCGCUGAGACUGGCCCGACAGAACCGCAUCCAGCUGGCCAAUAAGAACCUGGGCAAGGCCUUCCUGCCCUGUAACGGGGUCAAGAAGCCCUGUGGUUCAGGGAGUUACUAUGGGACUCUGUCAGGACCAGUUGAAGCCAUGAGUCCACUGUCAGUGGCCCAAAAAUCCCAUCGCUCUCCUGGACGCAACAUUGUCACCUCACCUCCCAAGAAAGGCAGUGGUUACAGGUUUAUCUAUCCCAAUGUGACACUGUCCAAAGUUGAGCUGUAUGCCUCAGACCCCUACAGCAGAGCCAAAGAAGUACUGGAGAAGGAGGCAGCAAUCCAUCGCUCCAAGUUAAGAGAUGGUCCGUUCAAACUCAACCUUCACCCCGGAGAUUAUUUCCAAAGCAAUCCAUACCGCAGUGACAAGCCACUCCCACCAGCAUACAAGCCCCUCCCAGCUGCACAGAAGCUCUCUGCGGUCCCCUUCAAGCCCCCGUCCCCCAGCAAAAAGGUUGGAGGAAUGAAAGCGGGGACGUUUGACCUUUAUCCCUUACAUUCGGCUGAUCCGUACGUCAUUCGCCGCUCCAAACCAACCAAGCAAGAGCCAAUCUUCCGUCCUGCUCCUGGUCCUAAGAGCGUCCCUGUCAAGAGUAUCAUCACCGUCAAUGUGAACAGGAGUGUUCACUCUGCAAACUACACCUCAACCAUUCCAACUGUGAUGACCUUCUGACUACAUUACCCAUACCUCACCAACAUUAGCUUCACUAUCAGCCCUAAGAUAUGUACAGAUAUAAUAAGAUGAA
Messenger RNA from Perca fluviatilis (European perch), 1141 nucleotides. It is a transcript of the gene cfap96, whose product is annotated as chromosome 10 C4orf47 homolog. The transcript has 8 exons. Bases 118 to 1068 code for a protein of 316 amino acids. NCBI's taxonomy places the organism in Eukaryota, Metazoa, Chordata, Actinopteri, Perciformes, Percidae. The record is from RefSeq and is a predicted model, not a curated record. Gene Ontology annotation, cellular component: centrosome.